AUGACUCUCACCCUCACCUUCUUCCUCCUCAUCUUUCAUUGCCUGCCUCCGCCUCCCACGAAGAGGUCCGAUCAAUCCUCGAGUUCAGAAAAAGCAUCAAAUCCGACCCUUCCGACCUCGUCUUCUCCUCUUGGGUGCGCCCCGCCUCUGCCUCCGCCUGCUAUGACAACUUAUACGACGUUGUCUGCUACACAGUCGUCAGCCGCCUCCGCCGUGAUUGUCGUCGCUCUCGACGGCCUCGGCCUCACCUGUGAACUGAAAUUUUGGAUCCCUGCUCGCAGAUCCGUCAUGUCCACUGACAGAGUUUGUCCAAGACGACGUGAGGAGACGAAUGGCGAUCGUAACCUGGGGCGUCAGAGGUGGAUGGGGAAGGGCGAUCCGUCAUCUCCCUGCUCGCGAUUGUCAUCUCCACUGACAGAACUCAAAUCACGAGCAGAAGAAGGGAGAGAAAGUUGA
Molecule: messenger RNA, 456 nt
Organism: Striga asiatica
Lineage: Eukaryota; Viridiplantae; Streptophyta; Magnoliopsida; Lamiales; Orobanchaceae
Source: the annotation of a GenBank genome assembly